AUACCCAAAGAAGAAAAGAAAUAUCAUAACGUGGCGACGAAAAUGCUUCUUAUCUGCAUGAUGGUGGUCGUCGCUCUCGCCUCGACGUCGGCGAUACAGCUCAACGAACUCAGCGAUGACGACCUCAAUGCCGUGUUGGACUUCGUCGCUAAGAGGAACUACCAAGAGACGGUCGUCGGUAACGAUUCCGGCGAUGAGGCGGACUUCGAUGACCUGAUGGACAAGCGUGGUCGAGGACGAUUCAGGAACAAAUUGGAAAAGUGCGUGAAUCCGUCUAAUGGUCUGCUGUGUAUGUGCGACAACAAGUACACGGAUGCCGAACCCAAAAAGCGUUACAAAGUCUGUGCCUAUUAUUAGUCAUCCCGCAGUCAAGUCAAUCAACGAGAAGAAAAAAGCAUCAAUGCGUUAUGAUGGAAUCUAACUCCUGUUGUGCCAGUCGCACAUACA
Molecule: messenger RNA, 447 nt
Organism: Strongylocentrotus purpuratus (purple sea urchin)
Lineage: Eukaryota; Metazoa; Echinodermata; Echinoidea; Camarodonta; Strongylocentrotidae
Exons: 2
Coding region: 43-357 (104 amino acids)
Source: RefSeq, a predicted model, not a curated record